Marasmius oreades (fairy-ring Marasmius) is the source of this 1980-nucleotide messenger RNA. RefSeq lists its product as uncharacterized. Bases 1 to 1980 code for a protein of 659 amino acids. The transcript has 4 exons. Gene Ontology annotation, cellular component: nucleus; nuclear origin of replication recognition complex. The record is from RefSeq and is a predicted model, not a curated record. Gene Ontology annotation, molecular function: DNA replication origin binding. Lineage: Eukaryota; Fungi; Basidiomycota; Agaricomycetes; Agaricales; Marasmiaceae. Gene Ontology annotation, biological process: DNA replication initiation; DNA replication.
AUGCCCCCCAAUCGAAAGGCCGAAUCUUUAUCUGCGCCACAAAGAAUUACUCGCUCUGCUGCCCGUGCCCAGGAUCUCCAGCCCUCAACUCGAGUUACUACGGCCACGACCCGAACUGCUCGUUCGACUCGUCGUAAUAUCUCAGAGCAAGAUGGAGAGGAGAGUGAGGAUGAAUUGAAUCUCGUCCCAAACUCAACAAAGCUUCCAAAAACCACACGAUCCGUAUCAAAAUCCCCCAGACAGCCAACGAAAGCAAAACAGGUGAAUGUAGUUAUUCCCACCAAACCCGAGACGACGUGUACACGCGCCCGGAAACGCGCUGCAAAGGAAGUCUCCGUGUCACAAGAAGUUAUUCAUGAUGAACCGGGGGAAUAUACCCGAAAGAGACGCAAAUUGGCAUCCCCUGAACCAGAAGAACAUUCCGUGUCUUCUACCCGUGCAUCGUCUCCCAUGCAAGUCCAAUCGUCGCAACCUACGGCCACCAUCCUUCGUGCACCACAGAAAUCAAUAACCAAUAAUCUCUUACCGUCAGAAAUCUCCACUGCCUUACUCGCCCAAAAACGCGCCGUCCUUCACAAGUUGCAGCACCCGUCAUCUAUUGGGGGCAGUUUGCAAGAAGCUUCCCUCGAGAAUACCAAUGACCUGGCGGCUAAGCAGGUCGCUGACAUAUUAGAGGGCUCCGUCUUUCGAGGCGAAGGCAAUAGUUGUAUGAUUUUAGGACCGCGGGGAAGCGGUAAAACCCAGAUAAUCGAGCGCUGCAUUGUUGCUCUUCCGGAACCCCCAAUUGUCGUCAGAUUGUCUGGUUGGUUACAGUACAAUGAUCGGCUUGCUAUACAGGAAAUGGCCUAUCAAUUAAGUCAACAAGGUGCAACCCAAUUCUCUUUUGUCGCCGAGGAAGAGCCCACCGCAGUCGAUGAUGAAGAUCCAUUUGUUGAAGGCCGUUCUCAGGACGCCGUUACCGACUUCUCCUUGCCAGUUGCAUACCUUCAUACUCUUAUCUCCUGUAUCCCUACCCUUUCCCGUCCAACUGUCCUGAUUCUCGAUGCAUUCGAUCUUUUUACUUUCCAUCCUCGUCAAUCCUUGUUAUACUCUCUUCUUGAUACCGUUCAGAGUUGCAGGGCUGGGGCGGGUAACAAGGGGAUGGCUGUCAUUGGGUUAACCACACGAAUGGACACCCUCAACCUCUUUGAGAAGAGAGUGAAGAGUCGUUUCUCCGGUCGCAUGAUCAGGACGGCAUCUCCUAAGCUGUCGACAGAUUGGUUGCGCAUUGCAAAAGACAUGCUAUUACCUUCUGCCAAAGAUUAUCCCGAGCUGACGGAAGUCGCCGCCUUCCAGACCUUAUGGCAACGUCGCGUCGAUGACUUCCUCUCCCAAGGAAAAACGAUCCAGAUCUUCGAGGAAACCUUCACCCUCGUCAGAGAUAUCAGGGUCCUCAGCCGACUUCUAACUUUUGCUGUCCUGAAGUUAAGCGCAACAUCGCCAUGGCUUACGCCUGCACUGCUUGAAAAGGCAGCUGAGAGUCAACGAAUGAGAGUGCCGUUCCCUCAGCUUCCGAGUACGUACUACCUUUCUGAACCGAAUGUAUCAAUGAUCAAUGACGAAGCUAAAGGCAUGUCGUACCCAUCGCUCUGCCUUCUCGUAGCUUCUGUACGCGCUGAGAAUUUGGGAUAUCCCGCACUAACAUUCGAAAUGCUGCACACGAUCGUCCGCGACGAAAUUCGUGGGUCUAAUUCAGCACCCGUGCAAUUGAAUGGGAUGAGUAUUGGAAUGCAUAAAGUCUCCCGGCCAAUACUAAUGUGUGCCUUUGAACAUAUGAUGUCGGCCAGAAUUUUCGUAGUCUCCGCACCAGUCUUUGCUUACACUGCACCCGAAUUUGUCAAGUACCGUUGCGCGGUGCAACGUGUUGACGUUGAUAAGGCCGUAGGGAGUAACGGUCAACAUGGAUUGAAGACUUGGUGGAAGAAAGUUAAAGGCAAUUGA